CUUGAAGUCGUGUUGCCUGUGUUAUCCAAGCGAUGCCGCACUCUUUGUGCAGAGAGGGGCGCACCACGUCGGUAUGCUAAUGAAAAGCAAAAAGUGGAGCGCGAGUUGAAGUCCAUAUCGCAGACUCUGAGUGUUGAUCUACUCCAACACAUACAUCGUGUCUUCAGAAAUGCAUGGUUUGGACAUGCAUUGUCGUGAACAGGCGCAUCAAGCGAGCCGCAUUGAAUAUGACAGGCAACUCCACCUUCCUUCCGCGAUUGAAGAGGUAGAGGCUCUCCAAGUGAAACUCGAUGCCACAGUGGAUGAGGAUGAACGACGAGCGCUGGAGGAGGACAUCACAGGCAAGAUCUUGUGGCUGUGUUGGUGCGGGAUAUGUGCAGAAGUGGACCAACAGUUACCAAAGAUUGUUGAUUACAUACGGAGAGAAGGAAACGGUUUAGUCGAAAUUGUCCUGGCUAUGGAUUUAAUAAAUCCAGGUGAUGAUGAAGCUCACUUGCGGCGGAUCAUGCUUGAUGCAGGAGCAGGCACGUCGAAACAUAAGUUAUGGCUUGCCGCUCGGGCAGCAGAGCAAGCCAAGUGGUCUAGGGGUACCCCCGCUGUGGACGACCCGGGUUCUGUUCCGAGUACAAGCAAUCAACCCCCCUCCGCAUCAGUGGUUUAGCAAACUUGGAUGUCGUGUAACCGUCACCCCGAAGGGGUGGGGGUGACGAUGGUAAAUAUAAAGUCCAAGGGGUGAUUGAAAGCACCUUGGCUGAAGCAGGGUUAUUUGUGUAUCAGUCUGGUCCUGACGUGAC
Pisolithus orientalis is the source of this 794-nucleotide messenger RNA. RefSeq lists its product as uncharacterized. Lineage: Eukaryota; Fungi; Basidiomycota; Agaricomycetes; Boletales; Pisolithaceae. The coding region runs from base 170 to 661 and encodes 163 amino acids. The record is from RefSeq and is a predicted model, not a curated record. The transcript is spliced from 9 exons.